Sphenostylis stenocarpa is the source of this 459-nucleotide messenger RNA. The record is from the annotation of a GenBank genome assembly. Lineage: Eukaryota; Viridiplantae; Streptophyta; Magnoliopsida; Fabales; Fabaceae.
AUGCGUCUCCUUUAUGCAUUUUUGGGAGUAGGAUGCUCGAAUAUAGGAGGAAGGAAGGUAAGAGUGCAGGAGAGAGUGUUUGAGACCCCCCUAGGCGCCCCUAUUUAUAGGAUUUUCGUUCAGAUUCGGGACCGCCGUCUGGGAAGUCGAGACAACGGUCUCGAUUUCGCGUUACUCAGGACCGCCAUCUGGAACCUCGAGACGGCGGUCUCGACUUUGGCUUUAGGCGAAACGGCCAUCUCGCCAAGCGAGAAGGCGGUCUCAUUUUUGGCCAAAUCGAGACGGCGGUCUCAAAAGUUGAGACGACAGUCUCGUUUCAGUGCGAAUCGAGAUGGCGGUCUCGUUUCAGUGCGAAUUGAGACGACGAAGGAUUUAACUGAUGCGUCUUGUAGAGACGGGUGUCCUCUGAUCUUGGUUCUUUCUGCUAUACUUGGUUGUACCGUUCCGGACUUCACAUGA